AUGACAAGAGUAAUAUAUAAAUAUUAUUAUGUAUGCGAAAGAUGUAAUGAACGAAUUGAUAUAAGAAAAUGCCUGAAAUGUUUGGCAGAGCUAAAAGCUAACUUACCUAGGAGUACAACAAUUGAAACAGUUGCCAGACCUGCUCCUGAUACACCGACUACAACUGCCACUACUACCAGGACGCCUCCUCGUCCCGUCCACCCACCGACUACAACUACAACUACAACUACUGGCCCAAAAGAAUCUGUCAAUAAUUGCGGUUUUUCUUACGAUAAUAAUGGCUUUCAGUCCGGUGAGCUUGGUGCCAAAAACUGCAACAUAAAGGGCACCCUUCAACUUCCCACAAAUACACAGAAAAAUGUAAAAAAAAUUGGUAUUAAAGUCCGACAUAACUAUUGCGAGGAACUUUUAUUCACAAAAGUCCGACAUAACAAGUUUAUGAAAAGUAGAGUUCUCUCAUUUUGGAAGUCUAAAAUGGACCUUUUUACCAACAACCUACCCUUCACCAUCGACAUUCCUCCGGAAAUCCUCAAAAGCAUAAAAAUUGCACCUAACCAAAGAAGGAUGGAGUUUGAAUUAAUCGCCAUGCUAGACGGAAAAGAGGAUACCUCCGUUUUGGUACCAACGUAUCUACAUAAUUCGCCAAAAAAAGUGAUAAAUCCAUCUUGGUCAACGGAUUUGUACAGAGUUGACUUGGAUAAUCACUUUUCACCAAAUACAAACUAUGGCCACAUAGUGAUCGCUCCAAGAGCACAAGUAAACCGAUUAAUAGUCGGUAUAAAAGAAUACUAUUCGUUAUCUAAUGCACCCUUUCAGAAACGUUAUAUUGUAAGAAAUAUAAUCGACGGUAGUAAGUUCAUCACGUUAACCCCAAAAACAGUAGGGACUUGUACUGAGGUUGGUUCCAAAGUCAAAGAAUCCUUAUUCUUGAUACCUUCAUCAAAUUCAAUGCUCUACGAUUUUUCAAAGCACAGUGAAACUAAGGUUUAUCAUAUGAUUAAGGUAAAAAUAUUUUUAGAGGGUAAAGAUGAGAUCAAGCUUAAGCGACAGUGUUUUGUGGUCCCUUAG
Messenger RNA from Paraglomus occultum, 1068 nucleotides. The record is from the annotation of a GenBank genome assembly. Lineage: Eukaryota; Fungi; Glomeromycota; Glomeromycetes; Paraglomerales; Paraglomeraceae.